AUGCGGAAGGUGGAAUUGGAGCUAAACGUUAGGAGCUACAAUGCUGGGAUCAGCGCGUGCGAAACAUGUGCGCAGUGGCAGCAAGCAUUAUCGUUGUUCGACGAGAUAUGGGAUGCGAAGUUGGAGUUGGACGUUUUCAGCUACAGCGGUGGAAUCAGCGCGUGCGGGAAAGGCGGGCAAUGGCAGCAGGCGUUGUCGUUGUUCAACGAAAUGUGGCAAUCGAAGUUGGAGUUGGAUGUCUUUUGCUGCAGUGGGGGCGUCAGCGCAUGCGAGAAAGGCGGGCAGUGGCAGCAGGCGCUGUCGCUGCUAAGUGGGAUGUGGGACGCGACGAUGAAACCAGAUGCCUUUAUCUACGGUGCUGGGAUCAGCGCGUGCGAGAAAGGCGGGCAGUGGGAGCAAGCGAUGUCGCUGCUCAGCGAGAUGCGACAAGUGAAAUUGCAGCUUGACAUUGUAUGCUCCAGUGGCGCGAUCAGCGCCUGCGAAAAAUGCGGGCAGUGGCAGCAGGCAUUGUCAUUGCUCGGCAAGAUGCGGGAGGCGAAGUUGAAGCCAGACGUCACCAGCUGCAGCGCUGCGAUCAGCGCAUGUGAGAGAGGUGGACAGUGGCAACACGCGCUGUCGCUGCUUAGCAAGAUGCGGGAGGUUGAAUUGAGCCCAAACGUCAUCAGUUACACUGGUGUGAUCCGCGUGUUCGGAGUAGGCGGGCAGUGGCAGCAGGCAUUGUCGAUGUUGGGCGAAAUGUUAACGGCAACGCUAAAAUUGGACGUCCUCUGCUGCAAUGAAGGAAUCAACGCGUGUCAGCAAGGCGGGCAGUGGCAGCAGGCGUUGGCGGUGAUGGGGCAGAUGCAGUGGCUGAAGUUGGAGCUGAACGUCUCAGCUACAAUUGUGGCAUCAGCGCGUGCGGGAAUGGCGGGCAGUGGCAGCGGGCUCUGUCGCUUUUCAACGAGAUGCGAGAGGCGAAGGUGGAGCUCGAUGUUUUUUUACAACUCUGGGAUCGCCGCGUGCGAGGCAGCUGGAUCGUGGCAGCAGGCGUUGUCGCAGUUCGGCAAGAUGCAGGAGGCGAGCGUGGAGCCAGACAUCAUCUUACGCUACAACGUUGGGAUCAGCGCGUGCGAGAAAGGCAUGCAGUGGCAGCGGGCUCUGGUGCUGCUGAACGAGAUACCAGAGGCGAAGCUGGUGCCCGACGUCAUCAGCUGCCAAACUGUGACCAGGGCUUGCGACAGAAGCGGGCAGGUGCAGCAAGCGAUCUGGCUGCUCACCGCGACGCGGAAUGCGAAGCUCGAGUCCCACGUCGCCAGCCUCAGCGAUGCCAUCGUGAUUGCGAUGCAAAGGUCAGCGUCGCGCAGGUCCAGCCACAAUCCUGAGACCCGCGUGUGCGACAGAAGCAGGUAG
Molecule: messenger RNA, 1389 nt
Organism: Prorocentrum cordatum
Lineage: Eukaryota; Dinophyceae; Prorocentrales; Prorocentraceae
Source: the annotation of a GenBank genome assembly